AUGCCUGAAGCUCCAAAACCACAAGAGCUUCGUAAGAUAGAAAAGGAUAAAAGGAGGAAAAAAUUCGAAGACCUCCAAGUUCAAGGAACAAAUAACUCAUCCAUCGUAUCUAAAAGAUCUGUGGAAAUAAUAUAUAAAGACAUUUCACCUCCUGGAGAAUGGUUUAAACAUUUCGUACCUAAAGGUAAAAGAAGAUCUCCAGCUAUCAAUAGAGGUUAUUGGAUUAGAAUGGAAACCAUUAGACAAGUCAUUUACAAGAUUAUGGAGAAAACUGAUGGUAAUGUCAACAUCAUCAACUUGGGAUGUGGGUAUGAUCCAUUACCAUUUCAAUUAUUACAUAUGAACUACAAAAACAUAACUUUCUAUGAUAUAGAUUACCCUGAAUUGGUUAACAAUAAACUUGAGAUGAUCAAGAAAUCACCAGAAAUCUUAGAAUUGAUUGGUGAAUCUGAUGGACUGAAGGAUCUCGGGCUAUUAUACAAUACUGAUAAUUAUAAAUUAUUCGGGUGUGAUUUGAAGAAUUAUUCUUUGUUCGAAAAGCAAUUGAGUUUGUUGAAAGAAGGGGUGAAUAUCUUCAUUGCUGAAGUUUCCUUAGCUUACAUGCAUUAUGAUGACGCCAAUAAGAUCAUAGAAUUGGCUUCUAAAGUACCCAAUAGUCAUUUUGUCAUUCUUGAACAGAUCUUGCCAAACGGUAAAUACGAUUCUUUCGCCCAAAAGAUGUUGGCUCAUUUCUCGAAAUUAAGAAGUUCCUUGAAAUGUGUAGAACAAUACCCUGAGAAGAAAGACCAAAUCGCCAGAUUCAAACAGUAUUAUAAGAACGCCGAGAUAAGAGAUCUCUUUGAAAACUGGAACGAAUUGAUAGAUGAUGAUAUCAAGGUGAGAAUGGAAUCAAUUGAAGAGUUCGAUGAGUGGGAAGAAUUCAUUAUGUUUUGUCAACAUUAUGUUAUCGUCCACGCCUGCAAUGACGAUAAUAUGGUUUACAAGAUACCUUCCAAACACGUCGAUUUGAAAGAAAAUAGCUCUUUAAAGUUGAAGCUAAGUGAUAUUCCUAGCGUUGAGUUGAAAUUUCCAGCAAGCUGUGCUAUUGAUGGUGAAGUCUUUGUCAAUGGUGGUUUAUUUCAAGUACGUGAAGACUCCACUUUGAAGAAUAGUCAAAAGAUAGAGACGGAAAACAAUCCCUUAGGAAGAAUGUGUCAUAGUUUGACAGAAAUUAAAGGUUCAAAAGCUCUUCUCAUUGGAGGUAGAACAAGACCCGGACAUUUACUAAAAGAUGUAUAUAAGUUUGACGGUAAGAAAUGGGAUAAAUUGAAAGACCUUCCUUUCGGUAUUUAUAGACACAGCGUCAUUGAAAUCAAUGACGAAGAAGUUUUGAUUAUUGGAGGUCAAGCUGAUAGCUCGAGAUUACCAAUAUAUAAUCAUAUCGAAGAAGAAACAAGAUUCAUAGAAUACGAUGGUGACAUUAAUUUUGCUCAAAUACUUAGUUUUGGUAUUACAUACGAUGGUGAAGUAGGUUAUAUCACCGGUGGAAUUACAGAUAAACAUUUGCCAAGUUUCAAUGACAAACUUAUCGAGUUUACUAUCAAUGAUAAGUUCAACUAUGAGAUAAUACAACAAAGUCCGAUGCUCGAGAGGGUCGACCCCAAAUUGGUAAAGAUACAAGAUGAAAUUGUCGUAGUUGGUGGAGUAAAUUUCAAUCAACUGUUAAACCAAAACAACUUGAUAAUUUCUAUCAAACAAGACAGCAUUCUUGGUGUUCCUAUAGAUGAGGAUAUCUGGGUUAACAAGCCACCACUUUUCAUCGGCCAUACCGUGGUAGAUAACAAGAUUUUAUAUGGUGGGGCAGUCUGUUACUCAUUUGGAAGUGCUUAUAGUUAUAAUUAUUAUAUAGAGUAG
Yamadazyma jaroonii is the source of this 1893-nucleotide messenger RNA. The record is from the annotation of a GenBank genome assembly. NCBI's taxonomy places the organism in Eukaryota, Fungi, Ascomycota, Pichiomycetes, Serinales, Debaryomycetaceae.